AUGCCCAAAAAUAGUGUGGGCCUGUUAAAGUCCCAAAUAAAUCCUUCACCUGCACCGCCUGCAUCUCUGGUUGCCUUAAUUACCCAAAAAUGGCUUCCAAAAUACUUUGCGUGUGUGCAAGUGCAACCAUCGUCCCUCCUCCUACACCUCCUGCUGCAAAACGUUAGCAGUUCAAAUAAUAUUUCACAGAUUUUUCUUUCUUCUUCUGCAGAUAAAGCUUCCGUUCGGCUUCAAUCCUUCGAGUGCAGAGCUCUCGGAGAAGGCUCUCAGUCGCAAAACUCCUUGGCUGAAACCGUCUAUCAGGGAGUUUACGGUCCUUGGUACGUCGACUCCACCGACGUUCGAGAGGUUAUUUUGUACAGGUCAGGACUAGUGACUGCAGCUACAUCAGUUGUAGUUGCAGCUUCUGCUGCAUUUUUGCCUGACUGCUUCUUCUUAACUGGUAUUUUGAAACACAAUCUCGAUUUCGUGUAUGCAAUCGGAGCUGGGGCUGCCAUUGUUUCUGAUUCACAUAUAUGUGACUGA
Molecule: messenger RNA, 525 nt
Organism: Pyrus x bretschneideri (Chinese white pear)
Lineage: Eukaryota; Viridiplantae; Streptophyta; Magnoliopsida; Rosales; Rosaceae
Exons: 4
Coding region: 1-525 (174 amino acids)
Cellular component (GO): chloroplast
Source: RefSeq, a predicted model, not a curated record